Messenger RNA from Cavia porcellus (domestic guinea pig), 4564 nucleotides. RefSeq names its product complement factor H. The transcript has 22 exons. The record is from RefSeq and is a predicted model, not a curated record. Bases 176 to 3886 code for a protein of 1236 amino acids. Lineage: Eukaryota; Metazoa; Chordata; Mammalia; Rodentia; Caviidae.
UUAUUUUGCAAGUUUCUGUUAGGAGGAGCAUCUGGUAAUCCCUUACUUCCCAAGUUAUAUUUCAACUUCCUUUAAAAGCAAGUAUUUUUCUCCAGUAAUCACAAGUUUGAGUGGAGAAAGAACUGGACAGUCAGAGCUCUCUUGCAAAUAUAUGUGUGCCUAAAAGAUCCAAAGCAUGAGGCUGCAAGCAAAGAUUAUUUGGUUUAUAUUAUGGGCUGCUUGUGUAGCACAAGAUUGUAAAGGACCUCCCCCAAGACCCAGUAUAGAAAUGCUUUCGGGUUCCUGGCCUGACAAAAUAUAUCCAGAACGCACUGAGGCCAUAUACAAAUGCCGCCCUGGGUACAUAACUCUUGGAACUAUCAUUAGGGCAUGCAAGAAUGGAGAGUGGGUGUCUCUUAAUCCAAACAGGAUAUGUCGGAAAAAGCCCUGUGGACAUCCUGGAGAUACUCCCUUUGGUUCUUUUGAGCUUGCAGUAGGAGAUCGGUUUGAAUAUGGUGCGAAGGUUAUUUACACAUGUGAGACAGGCUAUCAAUUGGUAGGUGAGAUUGACUUCCGGAUCUGUGAUGCAGAUGGUUGGACCAAUGAGAUUCCUAUAUGUGAAGUUGUUAAGUGUUUGCCACCUACGGGACCAGAGAAUGGGAGACUUAUCAGUGCAUUGGAACCUGAUCAGGAGUAUUACUUUGGACAAGUGGUACAAUUUGAGUGUAAUUCAGGCUUCAAGAUAGAAGGACAUAAGGAAAUAUAUUGUUCAGAGAACGGUCUGUGGAAUAAUGAGAAGCCGAAGUGUGUGGCAAUUUCCUGCAAAGCACCAGAAAUUAGAAAUGGAUAUCCUAUUUCUCCGAAGACCAUUUAUAAAGAGAAUGAACGGUUUCAAUAUAAAUGUAACCAAGGUUUUGAAUACAGUGUAAGAGGAGAUGCUCUGUGCACUAAUUCAGGAUGGAGUCCAGAGCCUUUGUGUGAAGAAAAAACAUGUACACCUCCUUAUAUUCCAAAUGGUUUCUACUCACCUCAAAGAAUUAAACACAGAGCUGGAGAUGAAGUCACAUAUAAAUGUAAAGAUGGUUUUUAUCCUGCAAGCAGGGGAAAUACGGCAAAAUGCACCAGUAGUGGCUGGAUACCUGCUCCAAGAUGUAGCUUGAAACCUUGUGACUUUCCAGAAAUAAAACAUGGAGCUCUACAUUAUGAAAGUUAUUAUAGACCAUACUUUCCAGUACCUAUAGGAAAGUAUUACAGCUAUUUCUGUCAUGAGAAUUUUGCGCCCCCUUCUCUGUCACGCUGGGAUCAUAUCUACUGCACAAAAGAUGGAUGGUCACCAAAAGUACCAUGCAUCAGAAAGUGCUUUCACGAUUAUGUUGAAAAUGGAAAUAGUCCACGUAAAACAGAAACAUAUGUACAAGAUCAAUCUGUAGCGGUUAAGUGUUUUCCUGGCUAUAGUCUUCCAAAUGGGCAGAACAGAAUUACAUGCACAGAGAAUGGCUGGUCCCCUCUCCCCAAGUGCAGCCGUAUCAAAACAUGUUCAAAAUCAGAUAUAGAAAUUGAAAAUGGGUUCCUCUCUGAAUCUGACUAUCUUUAUGUUUUAAAUAAAAAAACACAAUUUAAGUGUAAACCAGGAUAUUUAACACCAGAUGGAGAAACCUCAGGACAAAUUACAUGUCUGGAAAAUGGAUGGUCAGAUCAACCCACUUGCAUUAAGUCUUGUGAAUUGCCAGUAUUUGAGAAUGCUGGAACCAAAAACAAUCGUACUUGGUUUAAAGUCAAUGACAAGUUGGACUAUGAAUGCCAUGUUGGAUAUGAAAACAAACUUAGACGUGCCAAAGGUUCCAUAAGAUGUUCUCACACCGGAUGGUCCGACACACCCACAUGUUAUGAAAAAGAAUGCACAGUUCCACAAAUAGAGAAGUAUGUACUUGCUGUUCCCACAAAAGAAAAAUAUAAAGUUGGGGACUUGUUGACAUUCUCCUGCCGGCAAGGAUUAACAAGAGUUGGACCAGAUUCUGUGCAAUGUUACCACUUUGGAUGGUCCCCUAAUGUCCCAAAAUGCAAAGAUCAGGUACGUGCAUGUGGUCAACCUCCUGAACUCCUCAACGGGGAAAUGACAGAAGCAAUGAAAGACGUGUAUGAUCACAACGAAGAGGUGGAAUAUAAAUGCCACCCUAGAUUUCUGUUGAAGGGGCCAAAUAAAAUCCAGUGUGUUGACGGAAGCUGGACAACCUUGCCAAUAUGUAUUGAGGAGAAAAGAACGUGUGAAAACGUACCUGAACUUGCCCAUGGCUAUGCGCUGCCAUCUAACCCUCCCUAUCACCAUGGAGACUCGGUGGACUUCAGUUGUACUGAAACUUUCACAAUGAUUGGACACAGAUCAAUUACGUGUGUUACUGGAAUGUGGACCCAACUUCCUGAGUGCGUUGCAAUAGAUCAACUUCAGAAUUGUAAACCACCAAAUGUAGUUAUACACCAAGCAAAUCAACCCGAUAAGACUGAAUUUCACCAUAACACUAGCGUAAGUUACAAAUGUCGAGGGAAGCAAAAACUCCAGCACACAACAUGCGUGAAUGGAAGAUGGGAACCGGAACCCACCUGUACAAAAGUAGAAAAACCCUUAUGUGCACCUCCACCUCAGAUUCCCAAAGCUCAAAAUAUGAUCACCACUGUGAAAUAUAAAGAUGGAGAAAGGGUAUCUAUUCUUUGCCAAGAAAAUUAUUUACUUCUGGGAACAGAAGAAAUUGUGUGCAAACAAGGAGUAUGGCACUCGUUGCCACACUGUGUAGAGAAAAUUGCUUGUUCUCAACCGCCUCGUAUAAACUAUGGAACUAUUAUUGACUCAUCUGGACCUUCAAAAGAAAGGAAAGAAACCCGUCAACGGAGACUGUAUGCACAUGGUACCAAAUUAAAUUAUACUUGUGAAGAUGGCUUCGUGUUGUCUUCAGGACAAGGGAUAACAUGUCACUUGGGCAAAUGGAGUUUGCCACCUGAGUGCAUUGGGCUUCCUUGUGAAUCUCCACCUUCAAUUCCUAAUGGUUUUGUGUACCAAGAGUUAGAAAAUUAUCAAUAUGGAGCAGAAGUUACAUACAACUGCUUGGAAGGAUUUGGAAUUAAUGGACCUGCUUUUAUAAGAUGUUUAGGAAGAAAUUGGUCCACUCCACCAAUCUGCAUAAGAACAGAUUGCUUUAAUGUGCCUACCUUUGAAGGUGUCUUACUUGCACAACAGAAGAAGGAUUUUUAUAGGUCAGGAGAACAAGUGACCUACAGAUGUCCAAGCUCUUACCACUUGGAAGGUUCUGAUACUGUGACAUGUGUUAAUGGCAAAUGGAUAGGAGAGCCAAAAUGCAAAGAUAUUUCCUGUGUGAAUCCACCAAUAGUGAAAAAUGCUACUAUAAUAUCAGACCAGAUGGCUAAGUAUCCACCUGGUGAAAGAGUACAGUACCAAUGUAACAAACAGUUUGAAAUGUUUGGAGAUGCAGAAGUAAUGUGUCUAAAUGGAACUUGGACAGAACCACCUCUGUGUAAAGAUUCCACAGGAAAAUGUGGGCCUCCCCCAUCUAUUGCCAAUGGAGACAUUACUUCUUUCCCUUUAGCAGCAUAUCUUCCACACUCAACUGUAGAAUAUCAGUGCCAGAACUUAUAUGAACUUCAGGGUGACCAGCAAAUAGUAUGUAAAAACGGAGAGUGGUCCAAACCACCCAUAUGCUUAAAACCAUGUGUAAUAUUAGAAGACACUAUGGAAAAACAUAAUUUAACACUCAUGUGGAAAAAAAACCAGAAGCUUUAUUCCCCAUCAGGUGAUACAGUUGAAUUUAAAUGUAAAGAUGGAUAUAGUUCACCAACUUCAAAAUCUUUACGUGUGAUGUGUCGUGAUGGUCACAUGGACUAUCCCAGUUGUGUCUGAAAUGUACGUAAUAUUAAUUAUGGUUAAAAGCAUUAGUAUGUUUGGCUUUAUUCAGAAUUUUUAUUAGCAAUCUAGUUCUCUGUUUUAUUUUUAAGUAUUGCUCAAUUCAUUUUUUAAUCAUAAAUGGAAAUUUUGGUUGUUGUACAGUGACGUGUUUAGAAUUUGAGAGGCCAGUGGCACACUUCUUAAAAUAUUGCAUUCAAACUUGACAAAUCAAAGUGCUAUAUAUCGUUUUUACAAAACUAUGGCAAGAAAUGGAAUUACUUCAGUGUUUGUCUCUUUCCACCAUCACUGUCUCAAGUCUCCCAAAGAAUUCUACAUAACUCCCGAGUUAUGAGAGGCUUUGCUUCACAAUGUGUGUAUCUCUGAGAGGCUUUGCUUCACAAUGUGUGAAGAGGAUAUUGUCUCCAACUUUAAAAUUCUAUCACUUAUAAAUGUAUGAAAACCAAAAUCACACCUGAGUACAAAUAUACACAAUUACCACUUAUUAUUUAACUAUUAAUAAAUGAAUGCAAAAAUUAUUAAAUGUAUGAGCUUAUCAUAUAUAUUAGUCUAACACAUUUGAUAAUACAAACAAAUCUUUAACAAAAAUUAAAGCUGUGUUGUCUAUAUAACUAUAUAAAAAUCUUCUAGCCAUACUAGAAAACAAAAAUAAAGUCAGAAAUGAAGAGAAAAUAA